Molecule: messenger RNA, 2517 nt
Organism: Bathycoccus prasinos
Lineage: Eukaryota; Viridiplantae; Chlorophyta; Mamiellophyceae; Mamiellales; Bathycoccaceae
Product: nucleolar protein 10
Exons: 1
Coding region: 1-2517 (838 amino acids)
Biological process (GO): maturation of SSU-rRNA from tricistronic rRNA transcript (SSU-rRNA, 5.8S rRNA, LSU-rRNA)
Cellular component (GO): small-subunit processome; nucleus; 90S preribosome
Molecular function (GO): protein binding
Source: RefSeq, a predicted model, not a curated record
AUGACGUCCCGCGCAUCAGGGGCGGACCCUCCGACCACCUCUCUCCGAGCGACGAGCGCUCUAAACGGGGUGAAAGUGUACGAAGUCGCCUCGAGCAAACACAAUCCGCAGUUCGCCGCCGACGGGAAAACGAACAAGAAACCUUCGAGAAAGCAACGCAAAGAUGUGAAUUAUCAGCAACGGAUAGAGUUGAUUCAAGACUUGGAUUCGUUUCCGACGUGUGCGCACAGAGGGAAAGUUUCCGAGGAUGGACAGUUCUUGGUCGUGAGCGGGUUACAUCCGCCCAUGUUCAAGUGCUUCGAUUUGGGAAAUCUGAGCUGUAAGUUUACGAGACACUUGGACAGCGAAAUCGUGGACUUUCAACUUUUAGGCGAAGAUUAUUCAAAGAUUGCGUUUUUAUGCGCGGACAGAGCGAUUCGGUUUCACGCGAAGUUUGGAACGUAUUACGACGUUCGAACGCCGAGACAGGGGAGAGACUUGGCGAUUUCGAGACGAACGGCGGAUUUAAUCGUAUGCGGAUCGAGUAAAGACGUGUACCGGUUAAAUUUGGAGAAAGGACGGUUUUUGGCGCCGUUGGAGGCGAAGUGCGAGGAUUUAAACGUCGUUGGUAUCAGCCCGACGCACGGUUUAGUCGCCGUUGGAGGUGGAGACGGAAGCGUGGAGUGUUUCGAUUUGAGGCAGAAGAGAAGCGUGGGGAGAUUGCACGCGUGCGGCGGAGAUAGUACUUUAGAGAAUAGAACGGAGAUGAGCGAUUCGGAGGAGAAAACCGGGGUGACGUGCGUGCGAUUCGACGACUCGGGGUUAAACUUAGCGUGUGGGAGCUCGGAUGGUAUCGUGCGAAUAUUCGAUUUGCGGUCGAGCCGAGCAAAGGUGACGAAAGAUCACAUGUACGGCGAACCGAUCAUAGACAUCAAAUUUCACGAAACCGCGGACGGGAAGAAGCGGGUGAUGAGUACGGAUAAGAAAAUUGUGAAAGUUUGGGAGCAAAAUAGCGGGGAUAAUUACGUCGCGGUCGAACCGAGAGACGGGAAAGAAAUCAACGAUAUCGUUUGCUGGGAAAAUAGCGGUUUAGUUUUUACUAUCAUGGAAGAUCCAAAGAUUGGAUGCUAUUUCAUCCCCGGUCUCGGUCCGGCGCCGAAAUGGUGUUCGUUCUUGGAAAAUUUAACCGAAGAGAUGGAAGAACAAAAGAGAGAAACGCUGUACGACGAUUAUCGAUUCGUGACCGCGAAAGAGUUGAGCGAGUUAGGUUUGGACCACUUAAUUGGAACGAAGAUGUUGAGAGCAUACAUGCACGGCUAUUUCAUGGACAACAGAUUAUACGGCAAAGCGAAAUCGGUUUCCAAUCCGUUCUCGUACGAGGAUUAUAAAAACAAAAAGAUUGCUGAGACGAUGGAGAAAGAGAGACAAACGAGAAUCGCACCGAAGAAGAAACUUAAAAUGCCGAAAGUUAACGCGGCGUUUGCGGCGAAACUGGCGAGCGGCGAGAAAACCGCGAGCUUCAAAACCGGCGACGCGGACGCCGACUUUGAUAACGAAGAGUUGGAGGGAGAACCAGAGAUUAAAAACGAACUCAUGCGAGACGAUCGUUUCGGUGCGCUCUUUAAAGACGAGGACUUUGAAAUCGACGAGAAGUCAGAGCAUUAUAAGUUGUUGCAUCCGAACGCGGCUAAAGUAGACGCGAGGAAGAAGCGCGAGUUGAUCGAAGAACAUUUCGAUACGUUCGAUACGUCCUCGGACGAAGAAGAAAAUGUUAAAGAAAAGAAUAGAAAAGAAAAAGAUUCCAAACAGAAGAAAACGAAGAAGAAAGAUAGCAAGAGAAGAGGAAUAGAAGUAGAAGAAGGAGAUACUAGCGAUGAGGAGGAGGACGACGACGACGACGUCGGAGGACGACCAGGCAAAACAGGAGACGACUUCAUUCCUUCAACUGCGUUUGCGGGCGCGAAGAAAGGGUACGUCUUCUCCAACGGCAAGCGCGGCGUAGGAUACUAUAUGGAUUCAAAGGCAUCCAAAAAAACAUCGACUGCACCACCCACCAUGGGUAACAAAAAGGCCAAGAAAUCUUCUUCCACGGUUUCUGCGAAAGAGCCGCAAAUGUACGCCGUCAAAGACGCCUUCCACAAAACCGCCUACACCAAAAAGUUAAACUCGCACGUCGACCUCCCUCUGAUCGAACGCGCCAAGCUCGAAGGCGGCGCCGCGCAAACCUUACGAGACGCCGAACGACGCAACCCAAAGAAAACGAUCGGAAACCGCGAAGGUUUCUUCGACGCCGCGAUACCUUCAGCGGCGGACAAGAAAAAAAAAGGGGACAAGAAACGCCUCGUCGGUUUCGGUAUCCGCGAAGCCGCCGCGGAGGACGAAGAAAACGCCUUCGCGGCGGAAACGCACUAUCGAAACGGGAAACGAAGAGGCGUAGAAUCGAUCAUGCACACAUCCGGUGGUGGUCGAGCUGGUCGUGGUCGAGGCCGAGGUGGUGGGAGAGGAAGAGGCGGAGGAAGAGGAAGAGGGAGACGAUGA